Messenger RNA from Chlorella variabilis, 2757 nucleotides. RefSeq lists its product as hypothetical. Lineage: Eukaryota; Viridiplantae; Chlorophyta; Trebouxiophyceae; Chlorellales; Chlorellaceae. The record is from RefSeq and is a predicted model, not a curated record. The coding region runs from base 1 to 2757 and encodes 918 amino acids. Gene Ontology annotation, molecular function: protein binding; RNA binding. The transcript is spliced from 14 exons. Gene Ontology annotation, biological process: nuclear-transcribed mRNA catabolic process, nonsense-mediated decay. Gene Ontology annotation, cellular component: cytoplasm; exon-exon junction complex.
AUGGGUCAGGAGGGCCCUCCUCCCGCAGCAGACGGCGGGGGAGGGGAGGCCGCCUCCUUAGAGGCCCUGCAGGAUGCGACCCAGAAGAUCAAUGAGGCGGCAGAGGCGCUGGAGCGGCGGCAGCAGCUGCGCGCCCUCAACCUCAACCCCGAGCGGCCGGGCGAGGAUGCCCUGAAGCGGCUGGACUCCAGCAUGAAGCGCAACUCUGCGCUCAUCCGCAAGCUCAAGGCGCUGAGCGAGGAGUCGAGGCGGUCUGUGCUGGACGACAUCUCCAAGACCAACCAGAGCAAGCGCGGGGCGGCAGCGCUGGCGGAGGUGCUGGACCGGCCGCUGCCGGAGCUGCGGCAGGCGGUGACGCGCAUCGUGGCGGCAGGAGGGGAGGGGGAGGCCGGCGCCGCGCCCGCAGACCUGCAGGCGCAGCAGGUGUUUGAGGAUGAGGAGACGCGAGCCUUCUACGAGUCUCUGGUGGACCUGCGGGCCGUAGUGCCUGCGGUACUGCUCGGGGACAAGGGCAAGGAGGCGGCAGGGGAGCAGGAGGCGGCGGCCGGCGCCGAGCAGCAGGCAGAUGGGGAGGGCGGCGGUGCGGCGGGGGCGGCCGCGGGGGCGGCCGCAGGCACGGCGGCGGCGGCGGGGGCGGCGGCGCCCAAAGGGGCGGGCGUGCCGGCGUCUGCCAGUGGCGCCUCGCUGCCCGGCGGCAAGCAGGAGCCGAGCUAUGAGGAGACUUUAGAGGGCAAGGGGGCGGGGGAGGAGGCGCGGGAGCCCAGCCAGCUGGACCUGCUGCUGGGGCGCCUGCCCGGCUGCGUGAGCAAGGAGCUGGCUGACGAGGCGGCGGUGGCCUUCUGCUACCUGCAGAACAAGGGCGCCCGCAAGCGCCUGGUGCGCGCGCUGGCGGCGGAGCUGCCCCUGGGCGCGCUGGCGCUGCUGCCAUACUACGCCCGCAUCGCCGCCACGCUGGCGCAGGUCUUCCCGGACGUGGCGCAGGGCGUGGUGGCGCACCUGGAGGCCGAGUUUGGCACCCUGCAGCGCAGCAAGGACGCCACCGCGCGCACGCUGGAGCCGCGCGUGCGCAACAUGCGGUACGUGGCCGAGCUGGCCAAGUUCCGCCUGUUCCCGCACGGCGCCGCCUUCUCCAUGCUCAAGCAGCUGCUGGACGACUUCUCGGGGCACAACAUCGACGCCGCCUGCGCGAUGGUGGAGACAGCGGGGCGCUUUUUCUACCGGCUGCCCGAGACCUCCACCCGCAUGUCCAACUUUUUGGAAGUCAUGAUGAAGCUGCGCAACGCCCGCAACCUGGACGCCCGCCAGAGCGGCCUCGUCGACUCCGCCUACUUUGCGGUCAAGGCGGCGGACAAGGGGGCGCGUCGCAGGCAGCGCCCGCCGCAGCACGAGUACAUCCGCCACCUGGUGUACGAGCGGCUGCCGCUGGGGCAGGUCACGCGGGUGAUGAAGAAGCUGCGGCGGCUGCCCUGGGCGCAGUACGAAGGGUACCUCCUCAAAACCCUGCUGCGCGCCUCCCACAAGGGCCGCUUCUCCCAGAUCCCGCACAUCGCCAGCCUGGCGGCGGGACUGUCGCGGUACCACCCCAGCCUGGGCGUGGCGCUGGUGGAUGAGGUGCUGGAGGCGGUGGAGGCGGGGCUGGAGACGCCAGACGCGGGCUUCUACCAGCGCCGCGUGGCAGCGGUACGCCUGCUGGGCGAGCUGUACAACUACAAGCUGGUCAACUCCCAGGUCAUCUUUGCCACCCUGCACCUCAUCCUGGCCUACGGACACGAGCAGGGCACGCCGCCCGAAGUCAGCAGGCGCCUGGACCCCCCCUCCAACUUCUUCCGCAUCCGCCUCUGCUGCACCCUGCUGGAGGUAUGCGGGCAGUACUUCACGCGCGGCCCGUCCCGCCGCAAGCUGGACCGCCUCCUCCCCGCCUUCCAGCGCUACCUGCUGGCCAAGCCGCCGCUGCCGCUGGAUGUGGAGUUUGAUGUGCAGGACCUGUGGGACCACCUGAGGCUGACCCCUCCGCAGUACGACAGCUACGAGGCCGCCUGCGCCGCGGUGGCGGAGCUGGAGGCGGCCGAGGCGGCGGCCGCGGCCAGCGGGCUGGCGCCGAUCGAGGAGGAGAGCGACGGCGAGGGGCCGGAGGACGGCGGCGAUGCCGGCUCUGAUGCGGGCAGCGACGCGGAGCAGGACGAUGGCGACAGCCAGGCGGGGCUGGACGGUGAUGAGGAAGAUGUGGCGCGGCUGGAGAGCGAGGGGGAGGAGGAGGGCGUGCGCAUGGUGGGCCCCGCCUUGCAGCCGGCCGAGGUGGACGAAGACUUUGAGCGCGAGUUCUGCCAGCUCAUGCUGGACCACCAGGGCCGCCCCGCAGCAGCCGGCGGCGGCCGCCAGCUGGGCCCCGGCGGCGCGGGGCCGGCGGGGGGGCCCGGGCUGCCACCCGCGGCCCACGCCCAUGGUCAGGGCGGCGGCGAGGCGGGGGAGGCGGAGGCGGUGUCGUUCCGGGUGAUGAUGAAGCGGGGGGGGCGGGACGACCGCACCCGGGAGCUGCACAUCCCGCUGACGGCCGGCAUGGCGGCGCACCUGCGGCAGAAGGAGGAGGAGGAGGCGGCGGAGAAGGCGGAGCUCAAGCGGCUGGUGCUGGAAGCAAACAAGCGCGACUUGCAGGAACAGCAGGACGCACUGCGAGCAGCGCAGCAGCAGCGGCGGCCUGGCGCGCGCGGCUAUUACGGCCGUGGCGGCGGAAGGGGAGGAGGGGGAGGGCUGUUUUGA